AUGGCUCAGGCCUUUGUGUUGACCCUCGUCGUCGCGCUGGCUUGCCUAACGGCUUCUUCCCAGGCUCAGAAUGGCUGUACGGGCUUCAAUGAUAAUGAUGAACUCUGCUUUGACGUGGAUCGAAACACCAACCCAUGCCAAGGCAUGAUCUGCCACUUUGGCACCUGCGGCCCCAGCAAUCUACUUCGGGCUCAAUGGGCGACUUGUCCAGGUGGACGGUGCAUCGACGGUACUUGCAUUGCUCUUCCCGAUCAAGCAACUGGGUUGCUUGGUUUUCCUUUUGAUCGUGGCGUCGGUGGCACGGCCAUUAAUACGUUCCAAGACCAUGGAAAUGGCCUGCAAUUUCAGCCCGUGACGUGGAGUGAUCCCAAACUCGGCACGGCUGCCCUGUCCCUCAGCGGCGGAUAUGUGCGCUGCACACAGCAGAACCUCCCUGAGACAUUCACCUUCCUUUCCUGGGUACGCACCACCGCGACUGGUGGCCAAACCCUCUUGGCCUGGACAAACUCAGGCUUCACCGCCUCGGCUGCAAUUCGCAUUGCGCUCGGUCGAUUGCAAUACUUUGCCUCCAACGCCACCGCUUCCAACAGCGUUUACACAAAUGCCGUCGUCAACGAUGGCGAGUGGCACCAUGUUGCUGUUCGGGCCCGUGGCUCCUCCAUUCAGCUCUAUGUAGAUGGUGCCCUCGAAGUGGAUCAGAAUGUCUCUCGCGUCAGCUUGACGCCUGCCACCACCUACAUUGGCGCCACUGCUGGCAGCAGUGGCCCACUUGUGACAUUUUCUGGUAGCAUCGACGAAUUACAGCUCUGGGAACGCGUCAUGAGCCCUCGUGAAAUUUUUGUUGAAGCUCGAAGGAUCGAUCAUUACCUCUUGCUGGGCCAACCAAGAACGACAGAGCCUCUUGAUUUCAGUAGCACCAGUGCCAAUGAUUGUGCAAAUACUUGCUUGGACACAACUUGCGACGGCUUUGUCUAUUCCGAGACACUUCAACGUUGCUCCAUCUACACUGGAUCAAUUAUCUACGAUCCCUUAACAACAGGGGCCUCAACAUUGAUCUACCGACGUGAUGGCACCUUCCCCGCAGCGAGCACCUCGACCACCAGCUCACCCGGCUCUGGGUCGGGUCCCACAGUCCAGUAUACGUUCGAGGUCGUGACCGGAGAUGUCAUCGCGGAUACCGCUAGUGGUCACUACGAUGCUUUCUAUUCUGGAAAUUGUGCCCCUGAUCCCAACGCCUGGACUGGGGCUGUCGCUUUCUAUAUGACUAAUUGCGUGAUAAGAUCGACUUUUGCUGCCCGCCCAGUCACCAUGAGCGUGCGAUUCAAGUCAACAAGCACUCAAGCUCAAGCAAUCUUUUCAUUUUCGUCCAACGAUCAACUUUUCGAACUGCGAAAGGUCGCCUCCGCUAUUUCAGUCUACAGUUCGCUGAGCACUAGCGAAUCCUAUAGUUUGACUACCACAGUACCCACUGGAUCGAGCUCAAACUGGCAUACGCUUCAUGUCGUACUGGACGACGCAGGAGCGCUGGGUUCUUUGUAUGUCGAUGGUGUUGAGGCUGUGACAAACGUCUUCAGAGCCGCUUCGGCAUACGAUUCCUGGACCAUUGGCGGGAGGAGUGGUAGCCAGCUCUACCGCUACCAGGGUAGUCUUGACCAGAUUGAGCUGUGGUCUGAAACCCUUGAUGCAGCUACAAUCUGGGCCGACUAUACGAAUGUUGAUGGAGCAACAUUUCUCGCAGCUGGCGCAAACGGGCCGGCAUUUGCUGCGCCUCGUCGCUUAAACCCGGCAACCCGUGCUGCAAGCUUUCUGUCUUCAAGUCUAACCACAGCAGUUGAAGAAUGCUUCCAUGCUUGUGUGGACAUGCCAUCCUGUAAAACUUUUGAGUGGAUCAAUGGAAGCGUAUGUAUUCUUUAUGAUCUUUGGGAUGCUGAAGAUUUUCUACAGGCAACAAAUGCGACCUUACUAUUAUACAAACUGGAUGACGUGAGCACCAGCUCAACCUCUAGCACCUCCAGCACGUCUAGCACGUCGAGCACCUCUAGCACAUCGAGCACCUCAAGCACAUCGAGCAGUUCUAGCACCUCAAGCAGUUCUAGCACCUCAAGCACCUCCAGUACCUCUAGCACCUCCAGUACCUCGAGCACCUCUAGCACCUCAAGCAGUUCUAGCACCUCUAGUACCUCUAGCACCUCAAGCAGUUCUAGCACCUCCAGUACCUCAAGCAGUUCUAGCACCUCCAGUACCUCUAGCAGCUCCAGUACCUCCAGCACCUCCAGUACCUCCAGCACCUCCAGUACCUCGGGCACCUCUAGCACCUCGAGCACCUCAAGCACCUCGAGCACCUCAAGCUCCUCUAGCAUGUCAAGCACGUCGAGCACAUCGAGCACCUUAAGCACCUCAAGCACCUCAAGCACCUCGAGCACCUCAAGCUCCUCUAGCAUGUCAAGCACGUCGAGCACGUCGAGCACGUCGAGCACAUCCAGUACAUCCAGUACAUAUAGCACGUCAAGCACCUCGAGCAGUUCCAGCACUUCCAGCACCUCAAGCAGUUCCAGCACUUCCAGCACCUCAAGCGCAUCAGAUGCAUCCAACAGCUCAGCCACCAUGACCACCACUGGCCCAACUCUUUCAUCGCCCCCUUCAACAUCAACCGCCACCACCACCCAGACUACCACCACCAACACACCUACUACUACUACUACUACUACUACUACUACUACUACUACUACUGCUGCUGCUACUACUACUACUACUCAAAGUACAACCACAACGCCUGCAGCCUCCCUACAAGGCAUGUGGCUGUUUGAGGCAGGCACAGGCACCACAGCCUUUGACUCUUCAACUUACCAGCGAAACGGCCUCCUCCGUGGUGGUGCCGCUUUCACCCCGGAUGCGCGCAUUGGUACCUAUGCCCUUGCCCUGGACGCAGGCACCACAUCCCAUGUCACCCUGCCCUGCGUCGGUCUCUCUAGCUCGGGCGAGACACGAGCACUCUGGCUCAAGUCAGACGCCACGCUUCAGGCCAUGUCGCUUCUGUCAUAUGGUCACUCGGCUGUUGGUGGUGUCAUGAGCUAUGAGUUCCGCCUGGUCCAGGGCUGCCCUCAAGUCUUUGUUUACGAUGGCUUCUCACAGCAGAUUGUGGGUGGGCCUGGCGUGGUGGCCCCCGUCAAUGAUGGUCAGUGGCAUCAUGUUGCCUACACACUCAGCGUCGAUGGUCAGGCCAACAUCUACGUGGAUGGUGCCCCAGUGGCCUCUGCCACAGACUUGGACCUGGCUGGUCUCGUCUUGCUCGAUGCCAUUGACAUUGGUCGUCGCAGCGUUGGCACUUCGAGCGCUCUCUACUUUAACGGCCGUCUCGACAAUGUCCUGCUGGAGCACCGCGAGCUUUCUGAAGCUGAGAUUAUGGCGCUUGUACAACCACAACGCCUGCAGCCUCCCUACAAGGCAUGUGGCUGUUUGAGGCAGGCACAGGCACCACAGCCUUUGACUCUUCAACUUACCAGCGAAACGGCCUCCUCCGUGGUGGUGCCGCUUUCACCCCGGAUGCGCGCAUUGGUACCUAGUGCCCUUGCCCUGGACGCAGGCACCACAUCCCAUGUCACCCUGCCCUGCGUCGGUCUCUCUAGCUCGGGCGAGACACGAGCACUCUGGCUCAAGUCAGACGCCACGCUUCAGGCCAUGUCGCUUCUGUCAUAUGGUCACUCGGCUGUUGGUGGUGUCAUGAGCUAUGAGUUCCGCCUGGUCCAGGGCUGCCCUCAAGUCUUUGUUUACGAUGGCUUCUCACAGCAGAUUGUGGGUGGGCCUGGCGUGGUGGCCCCCGUCAAUGAUGGUCAGUGGCAUCAUGUUGCCUACACACUCAGCGUCGAUGGUCAGGCCAACAUCUACGUGGAUGGUGCCCCAGUGGCCUCUGCCACAGACUUGGACCUGGCUGGUCUCGUCUUGCUCGAUGCCAUUGACAUUGGUCGUCGCAGCGUUGGCACUUCGAGCGCUCUCUACUUUAACGGCCGUCUCGACAAUGUCCUGCUGGAGCACCGCGAGCUUUCUGAAGCUGAGAUUAUGGCGCUUGCCUUCCCUCCCACGACAACGACCACCAUUCCUACCACCUCAACGGCUGAUCUCACCACCACCACCACCACCACCACCACCACCGCUACGACAACCGCCGCUCCCGUAACCACGACUGAGAGCACCACCACCACCACUGCUCCCGACGGCAGCGGGGAUGGAAGCACCACCACCGCGCCCCCCACAUCGACCACGGGCUCAGCCACCAUGACCACCACCGAGCCGUCAGGCUCUACCACGACUCUGUCGACUUCCACAUUCUCUGGCUCUGGUGCUGGCAGUGGCACUACUGCCACGAUGUCCUCGUCAACCCCGGAUGCUGGGACCACUACGGUUUCUUCAACUUCAGAUGAUAGCAGUGGCAUUAUGACUACCACGGCCUCCAGCUCAAGUCCAUCUACUACAGUGGACAUGAGUGGCUCUGGUUCGACUACUAUUAUCACCACCUCGUCCACUGCCACCACUGCUGAAUCUAGCGGAAGCAGCAGCACUAUUACUGAGACUUUCACUUCAACUCUGCCCGUCACGACUGAUCCCGACACCUCAAGUGGCUCCGGCGAAACAUCCUCAAGUACACCCACCUUUUCUACCACAUCCACUUCACCUGCAACGACAUCAACCACGACUGAAACGGGCUCGGGAGAUACAUCAGGCUCCGGCGACUUCGUCUCGACAACAGCGCCCCUUGUUACAACAACGCUCAGCCCAACAAGGGUUGCUGUACUGGUCAACUUUUCAUCGAGCAUCACAUCCACACAGCUCUUCGAGCUUGUUCAAGCCAUACCUGGUUUGACAAGUAAUUUAGUGUUGGUGCAAAAUUCUUCUCUUCACGACUACGCAAUUGUCCGAGCCUUGAUCGGGUCUGGACCAGCAGUUGAAUCAGCGGUUUUGUCUGCUGCAUCUGACAUCGGGCUUACUGGUUUAACAGCGUCGAGAUCUACUUGCGACAACUGCAGCUCCUGCCCAAGUCAACAGACGGAGUUUCUUUAUGACACAGAGUGCUGCCCUGUGUGCUUGAGUGUGGCAGAAUAUCAGUACGAGAAGGCAAAAGCUGCGUACUUGCUUGACCUGGAGCAAUUUCACAUCGACGCGGCAUGCUUUGAAGAGAGUGCGUAUCGUUUGGUGCUUCCUUCUUCUCGACCAAGUUUUGCUUCUGCAUUCAUGAUGUACCUUUCGGCAAUCCUAGGACGUGACGUGCUUCAGUCAGUCGGUGAAGUUUGGGAUGCAGCCUACGCUUCGUAUCAUUCCCAGGAAGCAGCCUUUUUCGAUGAUAAUUGCGGUUAACGUGUUAAACAGCUCGCCUGGUGUUGUCACCUUUCCACGAAAACCAAACUUGGUCACGGGUUAUCACAUCCUGUGACCGCGAUCUUAGCAUGCAUGUAAGAAACAAAAGGCAUUUAAUUGUGUGGCCAUUGUAAAACAAUUAAUCGAACUGAAUCUUG
Molecule: messenger RNA, 5507 nt
Organism: Monosiga brevicollis MX1
Lineage: Eukaryota; Choanoflagellata; Craspedida; Salpingoecidae
Exons: 7
Coding region: 1-5349 (1782 amino acids)
Source: RefSeq, a predicted model, not a curated record